UGAUUUGUAUUCAUUAAUUCAAAGAAAUGGAAAUGUUUUGAGGAGUUUUGAUGAAGUGGAGUUUACGGAAACUCCAUUACACGUAGCUGCAGAAGAAGGAUGCAUUGGGUUCGCAAUGGAGAUGAUGAACUUAAAGCCAUCAUUUCUAGGAAGCUAAACCAACAAGGUUUGAGCCCAAUUCACAUUGCGGUUAAAAAAGGGCAUAAAGAGAUGGUGCUACGCUUCCUAGAGAUUGAUAAAGAUCUUGUUCGUGUCAAAGGGAAGAAGGGUAAGACUCCCUUGCACUUGAUAAGUAAAGUUGGAAACCCUGAUGGCUUGGUCGAUAGGUUUUUGGAGGUUUGUCCCCAAAGUAUCAAAAACGUUACAACUAGGAACCGUACUGCUUUGCAUAUUGCAGCGGAAAAGAAGAGAUUGGACGCUUUCCAGGUUCUAAUUCGAACACUUAAAAAGAAAGACUACUGUCACGAAGUAGUGAACAGGAAAGACGAAGAUGGCAACACUGCACUGCACAUAGCUGCUAUCAAUAAUCAACCCCAGAUGCUCAAACUACUACUAGAAUGCAAAGCUGAUAAGCAUGAGACCAAUGAAGCUGGUUUGACGGCACUGGAGGCAGCGCAUCAACAGAACAAUAUUGAAAGCAUUAGCAUUCUGCGUGAUAGUUUUAGUCCACGAGUUUCCAACUUUAAAUAUAAGUUGAAGAAACAAAUUGGCAAGUAUGUGGCAAAGGCAUCAUCGUUAAUCUUUGACGAUGUAGAUAAUAUAUCAAGCGAGGACCGCAGUACCUUACUAAUAAUUUUAGGACUGCUGCUAACGGCAUCCUUCCAAGUGACUCUUAGCCCGCCUGGCGGUGUUUUGCAAGGAGAAAAUUUCUCAAAGUCCAAAGGAUCAUAUGAUGCAAAUGCGCCCGGGAAAUCAGUCUUGGGUGAAGUUUACUUUCUUCGUUUCUUUGUUCCAACUUAUGUUGUGUUUAUGACAGCAUUUUUCUUAACAGUAGCCCCCCUUAAACCAUUUCCCGUUGGCCUCAGGACAACACUUCAAAUACUACUUGCAUUUUUGGCAAUAUGCUUCAAUCAAUCAGUAAGUAUCAUAGCGCCAACAGAUUUAGCAAGAUAUGUCAUCUAUAUAUUUUCGAUAUUCUUUGUUUUCUUAUUGGUGCUGAUGAGUAUUGUUUAUCGGGCGUCAAAAUUCAUCACUUCAAUUCUGGGAUUUUGGUUAUUCCCAUGGUUAUUAAUUUUUCUCUUUAAUGAAUUUUCGCAAGGAACCAUUUUAAUUGUAGGAUAUUGUUUGUACUUCAUAAUCCUAUUCUUAGGGGGAUGGUUAUUCAUCAGUCUAUAUUAUGAUGCCAAGUCCAUGAGUCAGGGUGUUAAAGGGUAUAUGCAUAUUAAGGUGCGCCUUGAAGUUCGUUGCCCCGUGAAACGAAGGAAGAAGAUUGCUCUCCUAAAGGAUUCUUAUUUCUAUGCGCAAAUUAUAUCAGUUUUUCAGUGGUUAUUAUCUAUUUUUUCUAAUAAUGAUGUUGAUUCUUGCAAGCUAGUUGUUGUUAUAUGUUGGGCUUUACGACACUCAAGAAAUAAGGGGAUUCAUGAGCAUAAAUGGGACACGGUUAAAGACAUUGGUAUGUUUGUAAGAGCAUUCAUGCUAGAGCUAGGAAGUUUGCAACAAAGUGUACCUGUGAAUAUCGAGAGGGUUGUGUCUCGGUGGAAACCCCCUGAUGCCCCUUUUGUCAAGAUUAACUUUGAUGCAGGCUUUGGAGGUUCUGAAAAAUUGGCCAGCACAGGGGUUAUACGAAAUAAUGAAGGUAGAAUUUUGGGUGCAUGCUGCCAUACCAAAAAAUAUAUUCCUAAUGCUUUUGUUGCAGAGGCGUUAGCUGGUGUUCAGGCCCUACAGUUUGCUGCCGAUUUGGGUUUCACUUAA
Messenger RNA from Gossypium raimondii (Peruvian cotton), 1911 nucleotides. Its product is annotated as ankyrin repeat-containing protein BDA1-like. Bases 100 to 1911 code for a protein of 603 amino acids. The record is from RefSeq and is a predicted model, not a curated record. The transcript has 4 exons. Gene Ontology annotation, molecular function: nucleic acid binding; RNA-DNA hybrid ribonuclease activity; protein binding. NCBI's taxonomy places the organism in Eukaryota, Viridiplantae, Streptophyta, Magnoliopsida, Malvales, Malvaceae.